Molecule: messenger RNA, 3012 nt
Organism: Paraglomus occultum
Lineage: Eukaryota; Fungi; Glomeromycota; Glomeromycetes; Paraglomerales; Paraglomeraceae
Source: the annotation of a GenBank genome assembly
AUGAGUAAUAUAAUACCUUUUUCUAAUGAAAACGCGGAAAAUAAUGAUGACGACGACGACGGUCGUCCCGUUGUCGUAGACACAGAUCCUACUGGCCGGUUUGAACGAUAUGAAGAGUGUUUGGGUAUUGGAGCUUACAAGGAAGUGUUUAAAGCGUUCGACCAAGAGGAAGCCGUUGAAGUUGCAUGGUGCCAGCUGAAAGCAAGUUUUUCGGGAAGAAAGGACGUAGAAAAGAUAUUGAACGAAAUCUCGAUUUUGCAGUCAUUGCGCUGCGAAAACGUCAUUAACUUUUACGCAUCCUGGGCAAAGAAGGGAUCCGACGGGAGAGAUCAUAUUAUAUUCAUAACCGAACUCAUGACUUCAGGCACGCUCAAGCAAUACAUAAAAAGAACCAAGGGCCUUCUUAAACCUAAACUUCUUAAGCAAUGGGCUCGUCAGAUAUUAAAAGGCCUGAAUUAUCUACACACGCGAAAUCCGCCAAUUAUCCACAGAGAUCUCAAAUGCGACAAUAUUUUCAUCAAUGGAAAUAAUGGCCAGGCCAAGAUUGGUGAUCUCGGUCUAGCAAUAAUCAAAAACAGAGACCACGUAUCAUCGGUGCUUGGAACGGUAGUAUAUACUACUUUGGGUGAAUUUGUGCUUCUUCCCGAAUUUAUGGCGCCUGAAUUAUAUGAGGAGAAAUACAACGAAAAGGUGGACAUCUAUGCGUUUGGAAUGUGCAUACUCGAGUUAGUAAGUAAGGAGUAUCCAUAUUCUGAAUGUAAUAACCAGGCACAGAUCUUCCGCAAGGUUACGUCCGGUAUAAGGCCACAAGCACUAGAUAAAAUAAAGGAUCCGAAAACAUUGGAGUUUGUAGAACUCUGUCUUAGGUUUGAUCCAAACGAGAGACCUUCGGCUGCUGAACUUUUGGAGCAUGAAUUUCUGCGAGAGGACCCAAAGGAUUCCGUUAGCAUGAUUAACGAACCAAUAGCUGUAUCAGAACAAACACAAGCAACUUCGCCAUUAUUAUCUGUAUCAUAUGAUCAAAAUACCCCAGAGACAUUAAUAGCCACUAUAUCGCCACCGAAUCCGCAAAUUAUACAGCAUUCGACAACUGAAACUAUUACUAACGAAACCGCAAAAGUGAAAGCUCAAUCGGACAACACUAACAUUGAGCCAUAUGACCAGAAAAAACAGCUACCACCCCCUAAUUUGUCAAUUGCAACCAAAACCAUUGAUGCAGAAAGCAAAACUUACCAAGUACGGUCAGCUACUUUUCCGCCACCACGACAUGCUCAACAACUAAUAACGGACGCGUCUGUCGACCGGAACGUUCAGGGAGAGGAUUUAUUUAAAUGUGAUGUCAAAAUUGUAGAAAAACUCACACGAGAAGAAGUUACACUGAAAAUGACAAUAACGGAACCAGGACAACCAGAAAUGGAGAUUAAAUUUCCAUUCAAUUUAGAAGAGGAUACGAUUCAGAACGUCGUGGCCGAGAUGGUACGUGAGUCAAUUUUGAAACCGGAAGGACAAAUGUUGGCGCAGCGAAAAAUCGAAGAUAUUGUUAGACAGCCGCUGUUGCUGCAAUCACAAGAAUCAUAUUCUAGUCUUCCACGAUCGAGAACAUCCUCUAUCCAUGGUCAAACAGAACGUUUUCAUGAUGGUGCACCUGACGGCUCGUCAGGAACGACUCCUACAAAAGUAACUGCCAGUGCUAAUGGAUUUCCCUCGCCGAAUUAUUAUUCCGACAUUUCGUCAUCGUAUGGAAGCAUGGAAUUACUUCAAACGACCUCUCACCACGGAAUUUCUUCAUCUGUCGAGAGCCUCCCGCAUACUUCAUCGACUCGACCUUCGUGGGAAAAAGAAGCCGACGACGAGGUCCGAAAAGUACUUAGUCGCAAUGACAGAAUGAAUGAUAGUUUUCUCCAACCAGCAGGUACUCAACUUACGUUACCAGCCGAAAGAUCUGUAACAGAAUCCGUGGCUCAUGAAAUUCCCGUACAAUCGCCGAGCACCAUGGGGACCACGUCACGCACGACAGAGGAUUUCUUUUCAGGACAUUCAAUAAAAAGACGAUCAUCUUCUUUGUCAUCUGCUCUGCCAGCUGAAGUUAUAGCGCAACAAGUUUCCUCAUCUGCCAUACGACCCGAGACAGUUGCUACCGCUGUUGGAAAUUCACUUGUGCCUAGUAUGAAUGAACCGACGGCUACUGAAUCAUUGUUAAAAUCUCCACUACGCCUUCCUGCUCGACCGUCUUCAGAGGGAACUGUGGAACAGCUAGCAAUUCGUACAGAUCCUUAUCGUGUGCAAGAGUUGCUUGAGACAGAUGCACACACCGGUUCUAAUUUCGUACCUACAGAGUCAUAUGAUAGUGAAGGAAUGCUAGUCAUCGGCGAACCGCAACACGUACGGCAUGCAAAUUCUUCCGGGCCACAGUCUCCUGCAAUAGUGCCUACUAGAGACGACCGAGCAAGAAGAAGUUCUAAUCCUCUUAUGCCUAAUUUCUCUAUAUAUUAUACGAAUACACCCCAUCAUAUCGACGCAUAUCAUAUGUCGCAUGAGCAUCUAGUGAGAAAAAUGCCGACUUCGUCGACCGGGUCGCUUUCGUCCGUUCAUUCGAUCGGUGCUCUAGACAGUUCAAUUGUACAGUCGGACUUUUUGUUACGUGAGCAUCUUCAUCCCGAAAAUUUACAGGGAACGAUUGAUGGGUCGGGAUUGAAGACAGGAGUGAGUAUUGGAUUGGGGAUAGCCGAUGCUGGAUAUACAUCUAAAUCUCACGUAUCUGAUUUGAGAGAGAGACAGAGGAGAGAAACGCAAGAACUACAAGCUAAACAUGAGCAGGAAUGGGCCGUCCUAAUACAUCGCAGAAAAAUGCGACAUAAAUCCCCCCAUGUAAAGGCCACUUCGUCUGUCGGAAGAUCUGCUAUCUCCCCACUGAUGCAUCGACCAGUAUCCGAAAUGUCAGACCAUCAGGUUGGUAGUACAUCAUCUGUAUCUUCGACAUCAUCGCAUGGAGAUUUGCGGGGCAUCUUUUAA